CACGCAUUCCACAUGGAACUCCAACGGGGACUGUGAGCUGCGAAAGAUAACUAACAAAACAACAAAUUUACAGAAUCGUUAAAACACGACGUCGUUUUCAUUGGCCACUGAAAGAGACUAGUAUAUAUAGUUAGAUCAGAAACCAGAAAACAGAGAGAUAGAGAAAAAAAAUCAUCAAUCUAUCUAUCUAUGGAGGUUAAAUCCAGAGCUCCCGGUAAAAUCAUUUUAUCCGGCGAACACGCCGUCGUUCACGGAUCAACCGCCGUCGCUUCUUCUAUCGACUUAUACACUUACGUUUCUCUCCGCUUCUCCGCUCCUUCUUCUUCCGAUAAUGAAGAAUUGUUGAAACUUGUUCUGAAGGAUACGGCAUUGGAAUUUUCAUGGCCGAUAAGUAGAAUAAAAGAAGCUUUUCCAGAAUCUGUUGCUUUGUUAGCUUCAACGCCUACAUCAUGUUCUGUUGAGUGUUCUAAAUCAAUUGCAGCUUUAGUUGAACACCUUAAUAUACCUGAAGCUAAAAUUGGACUUGCUUCUGGUGUUUCUGCUUUUCUUUGGUUAUAUUCAUCAAUUCAAGGAUUUAAGCCUGCUACUGUGGUUAUAAAUUCUGAACUUCCUCUGGGAUCGGGUUUGGGUUCAUCGGCAGCAUUUUGUGUGGCGCUGGCGGCUGCCUUGCUUGCUGUCACUGAUUCUGUUUCUGUGGAUGUGAGCCAGCAAGGGUGGCACUCUUUUGGGGAGAAGGAACUUGAUUUGGUAAAUAAAUGGGCUUUUGAAGGUGAGAAGAUCAUCCAUGGAAAGCCCUCUGGAAUUGACAACACAGUCAGUGCAUAUGGUAACAUUAUCAGCUUUAAAUCUGGUAAAUUGACACAGAUGAAGUCAAACGUGUCCCUUAAAAUGCUCAUUACCAACACAAAAGUAGGUAGAAACACAAAAGCAUUGGUGGCUGGUGUUUCGGAGAGAAUGUUGAGGCACCCGGAUGCCAUGGCUUUUGUGUUUAGUGCAGUUGAUUCUAUCAGCAAAGAAUUGACUACCGCGCUCCAGUCACCUAUACCAGAUUCUCUCCCUGCUCUCUCUGUUACCCAGAUUGAAGAGAAGGUAGAAGAACUAAUGGAAAUGAAUCAAGGUCUGCUCCAGAGUAUGGGGGUCAGUCAUACCACAAUAGAAACUGUUCUUCGAACAACAUUGAAGUACAAGUUAGCUUCUAAGUUGACAGGAGCUGGUGGUGGUGGAUGUGUUCUGACAUUGCUUCCAACAUUGCUAUCGUCCAACGUUGUUGAUAAAGUGAUUGCUGAACUGGAGUCAAACGGGUUCCAAUGUUUCAUUGCCGGAAUUGGUGGGAAUGGUGUUGAAAUUAGCUUUGAGCAUUCAUCUUAAUGUUCUCUAUUUUUUAUUUUUCUUAGGAAUGAAGUCAAUGAUCAAGGGAUCUGAUCCCAAAAUUAAUAAACAGUAUGGAAGUUGUGUUUCUGUUUUUAACAUCCUUGUGCAUCUUAAUUGUCCUUUUUGUAAAGAGACAAGUCAAUGUAGUUGCCGGAUAUCCACUAGUUAAGUUUGUGCUCAAUUGUUUACUUCCAUUUUUUACUUCCAUUUUUUAUUGUAUUGUUCAUCUUAUUGAAAUUGAAAUGCAAUAGUCUCUGUCAAAAAAGUCCAUGUAAAUCAAUCAGUAAAGUUUUCUUUCUUUUAUGAA
Molecule: messenger RNA, 1678 nt
Organism: Trifolium pratense (red clover)
Lineage: Eukaryota; Viridiplantae; Streptophyta; Magnoliopsida; Fabales; Fabaceae
Product: mevalonate kinase
Exons: 5
Coding region: 190-1368 (392 amino acids)
Biological process (GO): isoprenoid biosynthetic process
Cellular component (GO): cytoplasm
Molecular function (GO): ATP binding; mevalonate kinase activity
Source: RefSeq, a predicted model, not a curated record